This is a messenger RNA of Schistocerca nitens (vagrant locust), 417 nucleotides long. RefSeq lists its product as uncharacterized. The record is from RefSeq and is a predicted model, not a curated record. The transcript is spliced from 3 exons. NCBI's taxonomy places the organism in Eukaryota, Metazoa, Arthropoda, Insecta, Orthoptera, Acrididae. Bases 1 to 417 code for a protein of 138 amino acids.
AUGGCGCAGCACAGCUCGGCACGCCUGCCGGCCGCGGCGGCGAGAAGGCGGCGAUCACGCCUCGGACUCCGGACUCCGGACUCCGCCUCUGCCGGCGGCGGCGGCGGCGACGCGCUCAGCGGCGGAGGCGCCGCUCUGCAGUAUUUACUGCCACAGCCCGCCUGCCAUUGCCCCGAGCCCAGGAGAUCCCAACGAGCUGAAGACUCCGCCCGCGUUCGCAGCUGUAACGCCUCGGCGGCCCUAGCCGGCAGCGGUGCUCACUUGGGCUGCUUGCUGUCGACGCGCAUGUACGUGUUUGGCGGCCGUCGUAAAACAAGUGUCUGCGACGCGCGCGCGUGGGCGGUGUGUGCUCUGCCAGAGCAGCAGCAGCAGCAGCAGCAGCAGCAACAACAACAACAGAGAUCAUGUUUGCGCUGA